GUAAUAAUUAAAAUAAUACAAAUAAUUAAAAUUAAGCGAAAGUAUCAAAUAUUAACCAAAACAAUUUAACAAAAAGUUCUUUUAGCGAACUACAUUCGAAACUAAAAUCGUAACGUACAACAACAAUAGUUUUGUUUUUAAUCCUCAUCAACAGUUUUUCGUUAAUCUCGUUGUUGUUGUGAAUAAAUCGAUAAUUGUAUAAUAUCAAGAACACAAAACAAAAAGCAAAAAAAAAAAAAACAAAAAGAAAAAUGCCACCACUAAUGGAACGAACACUGCUGCUCUUGGGCAUCCUUUGCUGUUUACAAGCAACCACUGCGCUGAUGUGUUACGAUUGCAAUAGCGCCUACGAUCCCAAUUGCGGUGAUCCAUUCGAACCAUAUACCUUGGGUAAGGUUAACUGCACCCAACAGGAGGUUAAGGAACAUCUUAAAGACAAAUACACCAAACCUUUGCUCUGCCGUAAGACAACACAAAAGGUUUAUGGCAAGGUGCGCGUGGUGCGCGGUUGCGGCUACAUACCCGAUAAGAGCGAUGAUGGCCUAUGCAUGAAACGCUCCGGCACACAUGACGUGCAGGCAAUCUAUUGUGCGUGCACAUCUGAGCUGUGCAAUCAUGCCGCCUCCACAUUGUAUCAGAACAACAAUCAUCCCAUACUAUCGGCAUUACCCUAUACAUUAGCAGCGUUCUUUGUUUGGUUUGCCACAUUUUCGAGUCAUUUCAAUAUCAAUGCUUUUGGUGCUGUGCAAAAUUCAUAAAUAGUACGAUAUAUACAGAAGCCUACACGCAUAUAUAGUAGAAAUAAAUAAGCAUACAUACAUACAAGCAUACAUACAUACAUAUGAUAGAUGUGUAUAUGUGUAUUAAGGAAAUGAAGUCGCGAAGUUUUCAUUUAACCACUUUAAGUUUGGGAAGUCACAACACAGUCAUAUACACCAGAACACACACACACCCAUACAUACACAUGCAUUGCAUAAUUCAAGCGAAAUAGAGCAAACAAAGCGCAAGUAAAAGCAGAAGUUGAUUAGACAUAAAGAAAGAAAAGGAAAGCGCAACCAACACUUAACGGUUAAAAAUAGCAUGGAACAAAAGCUGACGGUUGUUAACCAAGUUUAAAGGAGAGCGACGCUGGAGAAGCAUGUGUUGCAUAAGCAGGCAAAUGAAAUCAGCACACUUGAGAUUGCAUAACCCCAUUCAAGCUUAAAUACAGAAAUAAAGUAAAUUAAUAGAAAUUAAUACGAAAAACAGCGAUUUGUUCAACUAAAACCGAAAGCAAGCAUCUUUACUGUAUAUGUUGGCCCUAAAAGUAUGCUAAUAAAUAUAUCUUUUUCGUUCGACGACAAUGCAAUUGACAAAGCCGGAAAAUAUUGCUGUUGAAAGCAGGUUAUGUUACAAUUAAGGCGAACCAUGCGAAUAAAUGUGCGCGCCAGCGCUGCUGCGUAUGUACAUAUGUGGCUGUUAUGAAACAAUACGCAUACAUAUAUAUGUAUAUACAUAAUUAACUUACUUAUACAAUAUGACAUUUAAGUUAUUAGGAAGAAAAGAAAAAAAAAACACAGAAACAUUAGAAAAAAAUCAAAUACAAGGAAAACAAAAAUAACUGCCGUCACAUGUCUUGCGAAGAAGUAUUCGAAAUGUUUAAUAAUAGUUUCACAGUGUAUAUAUGUAUGUAUGUAUGUAACCAACACAUGCUGACACUAGCAACGCACGUCACAAAUAUCUACGCAUGAACUUCACAUGAAAUUGUGUUUGCAGCGUUAUUGAAGCAGCA
Bactrocera latifrons is the source of this 1771-nucleotide messenger RNA. RefSeq lists its product as uncharacterized. Lineage: Eukaryota; Metazoa; Arthropoda; Insecta; Diptera; Tephritidae. The record is from RefSeq and is a predicted model, not a curated record. Gene Ontology annotation, biological process: regulation of synaptic transmission, cholinergic; sleep; positive regulation of voltage-gated potassium channel activity. Bases 252 to 758 code for a protein of 168 amino acids. The transcript has 4 exons.